CUUGUCCGACAGGAUGAUACCACUCUUUCUCUAACUCAGCAGCCGAGCCUUUGGAACGCCUACACCGCCUUGAGCAACUCGCCCAACCCGUGCCCUAUGAUACCCAUCGUCACGCGCCACGAAAAUGGUGGGCUCAAGCUAGCUGGUAUAAUACCAACACACCAGAUAGAAGGUGAAAUUCUGUCGGCUAUGAAAGCCGUGAUUCCAAACGGAGUAUCAGUGCUGGACAAUACGAUCAUUUCAGAGAAUAGCCAGAUGCUGUCUCAGCAGCAGCUCGCUGUGCUAGAUGAGAGCACCCCGAUCGGUCGAGCAGUGGACUGGAACCCUCUAACUGUAACCCAUACGAUGCCAACAGCUCGAGUGCAGUACUUAUUCACGAUGCUGCGUUUACAUUGCCUUUUUGUAUUGGACGGAACAACGCACGUCUUGUUGGGAGUAGUCACGAAGGCUUCCUUUGACAUUUCUCGAGAGCUACUCCCACCCACCGAGUUGAACAGUAGGUCUUCCGUAAAGGAUCCAACAGAAGAUGACAAGACUAACCUCGAGCUUUCUGAGCUUCGGAGACGUUCCCUUGGCAAUGUUGUAGACGAUGUGCCGUCUACCUCCCCUCCCCACUACGAUGAGGAAAUUGACAGCACUAUCGGUUCUAUAUGAUGGUCUUUUUGCUAUCUCGUUCGUCCAGGAUGAACAAGAAGAUUGAAAGAUAACGAUAAAGUUCGCUGACAGUCUAAAAUGGCAAGUUUUGGUCAGUGUCGCUCCCUUUGCAGUACUGUCCUCAAGUGAGCGGCUAUUGUGAACUUCUUACACCUUUCUGAGUUCUUAUAUCUGCUCCUAUUGCAAAGACGCAUGAGUGGUUCGUUGACUCGUA
This is a messenger RNA of Perkinsus marinus ATCC 50983, 868 nucleotides long. RefSeq lists its product as hypothetical. NCBI's taxonomy places the organism in Eukaryota, Perkinsozoa, Perkinsida, Perkinsidae. Bases 97 to 654 code for a protein of 185 amino acids. The transcript is spliced from 8 exons. The record is from RefSeq and is a predicted model, not a curated record.